CGAUGAUGUAUGAGGGAUAACAACAGAGAUAGUGUGGGAGGGAUCUAACUUUUCUCGAUGUCCUAUUUAUAAAAGCUAUGUGAACUGUAGCGUAUAUGACAUUUGAAAUCACUAUCUUCUGUCUUCAUAUUCGUACCGUUAGUAUUUUGUGGUCCUGGCUCUCAUAAAACAUAUGUAAUCUGGCGCAGAAACGAAGAGCUCGCUCUCGUAGGAUUUUUGAAUGGCAGUGAAUAGAAUGCGAGAUGAUCCAGAAGAAAUUUUCACGAAACAAGAAGAAAUAGGGAAAGGUUCUUUUGGUAAAGUUUACAAGGGAAUCAACAAGAAAACAACAGAUGUUGUUGCAAUUAAAAUCAUUGAUUUAGAGGAAGCUGAGGAUGAAAUUGAAGAUAUACAACAAGAGAUUACAAUCCUAUCACAAUGUGAUUCACCUUAUGUCACUAAGUACCAUGGCUCAUACUUGAAGGGUACGAAUUUGUGGAUAAUAAUGGAAUAUCUUGGUGGUGGUUCAGCUUUAGAUUUGUUAAAAGCUGGAUCAUUUGAUGAAAUGGCAAUUUCAACUAUAUUAAGAGAAAUACUCAAAGGUUUAGAAUAUCUUCAUUCAGAAAAGAAAAUUCACAGAGAUAUUAAAGCUGCGAAUAUUCUACUGUCAGAUCAUGGUGAUGUAAAACUUGCUGAUUUUGGAGUUGCUGGUCAGCUCACAAAUACUAUGGUUAAAAGGAAUACAUUUGUUGGUACCCCUUUUUGGAUGGCACCGGAAGUUAUAAAACAAUCUGCUUAUGACUCAAAGGCAGACGUGUGGUCUUUAGGAAUUACUGCCAUCGAAUUGGCCAAAGGAGAGCCACCGAAUGCUGAUCUACAUCCCAUGAGAGUUCUCUUUUUAAUUCCGAAAAAUAAUCCACCCCAGUUGGAUUCCCAGUUUUCUAAAAAUUUCCGUGAGUUUGUGGGAACCUGUUUACAUCAUGAUCCAACAUACAGACCGGCUGCCCGAGACCUUUUAAAACAUAAGUUCAUCAGAAUGGCAAAAAAGCCGUCGUACUUAAUAGAAUAUAUUGACCGAUACAAGAGGUGGAAAGAAACACAUCGAGACGAAGAUGAGAAUGGCGAUAGUUCAGGCGAUGAAAAUUCAACAAAAAAUCCUACGAUCAAAACGUGGAUAUUUGGAAACGAAAAUGAUACGUCGUCAAAUGACACGCCUAACGGAAUAACCCCCGAACCAAGAAUGAUACCAACGUCAAAAAAACUUCCUACGACAGUUAUUCCGGCUUUGGAAGAGUUGAAAUUGAAAUACAGUUCGGACGUUAUCGAAAAUAUUCAAGACGUCUUUUUAGAUGCAGACAAAAGCUCGCCCGAAAUUGUUGACAAAAUCUUAACGCAACUUAUUCACAAGGUUAACAGCGUAUCGUCUUGACGUGAAGUUGUCAACUCAACCGUAAUGUAUAUAAUCAAUCACCAGACACGCUGGUGAACUAAUUUAACUGACAAUAAUGUAAAGAUGCCUCAAGUAUGAAGCAUUAUAGUAUGAUACCAAGCACAUACGUACACUACAAUUCCAUUAUGGAAGUAUUCCACAACUGAAAUAGGCUAAUUCGCUAAAAAAUUUGGAUUUGUAGAGAUCGUAAUUUUAACUGAAGUUGGCAACAGGGAUUACAGACAUUUUACCAAAAGUUCCCUCCUUUAAAAAGGAGUGGCGUUUACAGAAUUUGCGGCUCCUACCCCGGAAGAAAGUGUGAUUUGACGGACUGAAUAAUUGCAUUUUCACUACAUCCAGUCAAUUUCCUUAACCUGGCAUUUAAAUAUAGUUUAGCAUAAUUUUUUUCCAUAAUUGAAAUUAUUCUUUGGACAAGUCCAACGUAGGGAAUAAUUUCCUCUCCAGAUCAUCCCAGAUUCUUCUCCGCUUUUUUCGGCUUCCAGUAUUAGAAUGAUGCGAGACAAUUGUUCCUUUUUUAGUGUAUCAUAAGUCUCCUGAGAACGUAAAUCCAUAAAGUUGCUUAAAAUUUUGUUCAUUAUACCUAAACGUUGGUUAUUUAACAAAGUUGUUUUUCAGUUUAUACACUAUUAAGAACAGUACUAGUAAAACUGGUUUUGUAUAUCGAGUUAAAAUUUAGUUAAACAUCUAGAGUCUUGCACCACGUUUUAUCAAACUACAAUACGUACAUUUACAAAGCAUGUCUCCUGAUAUAUGUCUGGAAAUACAAGUUUGGCAGGUAUCUUUUCGACCAUAAUUACAACAUAUAGAUACAACAUUAUCUAUUAAAUCAACUAGUAGGAAUUUCGUUUUAAACUAAUCGGCAAUUUGUUUACAUUUUUCAGGCAAAGCCAUCGAAAAGCAGCAAUCAGA
This is a messenger RNA of Dendronephthya gigantea, 2338 nucleotides long. RefSeq names its product serine/threonine-protein kinase 26-like. Gene Ontology annotation, biological process: protein phosphorylation. The record is from RefSeq and is a predicted model, not a curated record. Gene Ontology annotation, molecular function: protein kinase activity; ATP binding. Lineage: Eukaryota; Metazoa; Cnidaria; Anthozoa; Malacalcyonacea; Nephtheidae. The coding region runs from base 221 to 1408 and encodes 395 amino acids. The transcript is spliced from 12 exons.